Molecule: messenger RNA, 1816 nt
Organism: Papaver somniferum (opium poppy)
Lineage: Eukaryota; Viridiplantae; Streptophyta; Magnoliopsida; Ranunculales; Papaveraceae
Product: transcription initiation factor TFIID subunit 8-like
Exons: 2
Coding region: 317-1426 (369 amino acids)
Cellular component (GO): transcription factor TFIID complex
Molecular function (GO): protein heterodimerization activity
Source: RefSeq, a predicted model, not a curated record
CACGAGACACAACCUCUAAUGGAUCUGCCUCUUCUCACCACCACCGCGACCACCACCACCGCCACCUCCUAAACCAGCUCCCUCUUUCAUUUUCUUCUAGGGUUUAGUUAGGGUUUUAGAUUUUCCCCAAUUUUUCAUCCCAAUUAUUCAAUCAGAAUACAAAGAUUAGGGUUUCUUUGGUACGAAGGUGGUGAUUCUUGGGUUUUUCGAAACCCUAACUACUACUGGGGAGGAGAUUUGAGUGAAGAAGAGGACAGGAACAAAGAGAGAUAUGGUGUUGUUUCUUUGUGGUGAAGUGAUAUGAAGUGUAUUGAAUAUGAAUGAUGGAGGUAAGGAGAGUGGAAGUCAGAACAGCAACAAGGGGAAGAAGAAAUUAUUGCUAAAUAAUGGUGGUGGUGGAGGAGAUGAUUUUGCUAGAGCAAUUGCAAGAAUUGCGGUGGCACAGAUAUGUGAAACUAUGGGAUUUGAGACCCUUCAUGAGUCUGCUUUAGAUGCUCUUUCUGACAUUUUGAUUCGUUACCUUUGUGAUUUAGGGAAAACGGCUCAAUUUUAUGCUAAUUUGGCUGGAAGAAUGGAUUCUAAUAUUUUUGAUAUAAUUCAAGGAUUGGAAGAUUUGGGUUUCUCGCAGGGUUUUGUUAAUGCAUCAGAUAUGAAUCGUUGUUUAGUUGAGUCGGGUAUAGUUAGAGAGAUAACAGAUUAUGUGAAUUCAGCAAAAGAUAUUCCUUUUUCCAGAACUGUUCCACGGUUUCCUUUUGUUAGAGAAUGGAAAGCUACACCGAGUUUUCUUCAAAUUGGUGAAACACCAGCUGGUAAACAUAUUCCUGCUUGGUUACCUGCUUUUCCUGAUCCUCAUACUUAUAUUCAUACUCCUGUAUGGAAUGAGAAAGUGAGGGAUCCUAAAGCAGAUAAAAUCGAGCAAGCAAGACAGAGGAGAAAAGCAGAACGUUCAUUGUUGAGUUUUCAGCAGAGGUUAGCUUCUAGUGGUUCGGAGUUACCCAGCUCAGUUGGAAAGGGUACUAACCAAGCAAUAGAUACUAAUCCUUUUCUUGCUCCACCUGGUAAUGAAGAAGAACCAGUACAUGUUCAUUCAUCUAAGUUGCGGAAAGAAUUGGUAGGGGAGAAUCGGAUCUCCGUGCUAGAGACGUUUGCACCAGCUAUUGAAGCAGCAAGUAAGAGCGGGUCUUCUGAAGUGGGUGAUGGUGUGAGUAAAGCUGUUCUUCCUCUAAACAAGAAACAGGCUGUUCAUUUUAAAUUUGGAAUUGGGAGGAAAUCCUUAGGAAUGCCUGUAGAUUUGACUCUUCAAAACAGCAUUGGAAAGCCAAUUGUUUGGUUCCGAAGGGAUGAAGAGAAAGAUGAUAAGAAAAGGAGAGCAGAGCAAAUUCUGAAGGAAGCUAUUGAAAAUCCGCAGGAUCUUGCUCAGUUGUAAAGUAAUUUUUUUACAGGGUUCGCUUGGUGGGAAUUUGUAUACUUGUUCCAACUUUCGUUGCAAUUCAUCGGUGAGGAACAUUUUUCCCCCCAAUCUUUUCAAUGAAACACCCAUUUAGGUUCUGAUUAUUUUGAGGAGGGUCAUCUAUCGCCCUGCUUUGUUUGGUUACAACUGAAACCCCGCGUCCUUGGUGGCUCACGUGGAGAUGGUUCAGCUACUAAUUUUAGAUCAGAAUGUUCUCCUUGUCUUUUUUAAUGUAAAAGCAUUUAUAUAGCAAGUCCCUGUGUGGGUACUACAAAUUCUUUUAGUGGUUUUUGCAGCAUGAGAUUUAGAUAAAUAUAAAUUGCUUGUCUAAUGGUAUCUUCUUAUUAUUCAUUGUUGGGUCUUAAA